CACCACCCAAUUAAUUCGAAUAUCUCCGACCCGUCUCUUCACAAAAAAAAAAAAAAAAAAAUCCAAACGAAACCCUAACAAAAAAUUUCUUCUCAAAAUCUUGCCAUUUUCCACCCCAACACUUCCAAUUAAUUCCUUUCUAGUCCAUGAAUUUCCCUUUUCACAAACCCUAAUAACCCAAAAAUCCCCAAUUUUUCACAAUGUCGGAGCCACCAAUAAUCACACACGUGUCCGACAAAAACAACACCGGGUCACCAUUGACCCGACCCACAAGUUCCCGGUCCGUAACCGAAACUGUAAACGGGUCACACCGGUUUGUGAUCCAGGGUUAUUCAUUGGCUAAAGGUAUGGGAGUUGGAAAACAUAUAGCUAGUGAUAAUUUUACUGUUGGUGGUCAUCAAUGGGCAAUUUACUUUUAUCCUGAUGGUAAAAAUCCUGAGGAUAAUUCGACGUAUGUGUCGGUUUUUAUUGCGUUGGCGAGUGAAGGAACGGAUGUUAGGGCUUUGUUUGAAUUGACGUUAGUUGAUCAGAGUGGGAAAGGGAAACAUAAGGUUCAUAGUCAUUUUGAUCGGUCGCUCGAAAGUGGGCCGUAUACGUUGAAAUAUCGCGGUAGCAUGUGGGGAUACAAACGUUUCUUUAGACGAGCGAUGCUUGAGACUUCAGAUUAUCUCAAGGAUGACUGUUUGAAAAUCAAUUGCACUGUGGGAGUUGUUCGAUCUACAAUUGACUGUUCGAGCUUACAUCCAAUCCAGGUUCCACAUUCUGAUAUGGGAUCACACUUUGGCAUGCUAUUAGAGAAUAUGGAAGGCUCUGAUGUUGUUUUCAGUGUGGCUGGUGAAAAAUUUCAUGCCCACAAGCUGGUGUUGGCUGCUCGUUCUCCUGUAUUCCGAGCUGAAUUUUUUGAUGAAAUGGAGGGUGAUAAGCAGGAGAUCGUUGUUGCAGAUAUGGAACCCAGGGUUUUCAAAGCUAUGUUGCACUUCAUAUACAGAGAUUCUCUUGAAGAAGAAGAGUUAGAAGAUACUAGUUCUUCUUCUACUCCUGUGACUGAUACAUUGACAGCGAAGCUUCUAUCAGCAGCCGAUCGGUAUGAUUUAACAAGACUCAGGCGGGUAUGCGAAUCUCAUCUUUGCAAAGAUAUCUCCGUGAACUCUGUUUCCAGAACUCUUGCUUUAGCUGACCGUUACCAUGCCACGGAACUCAAAGCAGUUUGCCUUAGAUUUGCUGCUGAAAAUCUCGCAGCUGUCAUGCAAUCAGAUGGAUUUGAGUACCUUAAAGAAAACUGCCCUUCUCUUCAGUCAGAGCUUCUUAAAACUGUUGCUGGUUGUGAGGAUGAUUGUAGCAGUGGAGGCGGAAAGACUAGAAGCGUUUGGGCUCAGCUUUCAGAUGGUGCCGAUACCAAUGGCAGGAGGGUAAGGCAACGGACCUGAUUUUAGAUAGAGAACCCUGAUUUUAUUGUUCUGUAUAUUGGAAGAUGUUUUGGAAAUGUUACAGGAAGGUAAAUGUACCAUAGUUUUCUGGAAUACUGAACAAGUCUGUUUGUAAUACCAAUAUCCUGGAAGUUGCUGCAUACUGAGUUUUCUUACAUUUACACUGACACCAAGUUUGGUUUUCCGUAGACUAUUUAGGGUUAAGAUGUGAUCCUGGAAAGUCAGUACCUUUGCUGUUGCCAUUAUAACCUUUGUAACUUCUACCUCUAAUUGGAGGAUACUCUUGUUUGUACUUCACACAUGCUGCUUUGUAGAAAAAGGACGCUGCCUCUUCUCUGGUUUAGUACCAAA
Lycium barbarum (goji berry) is the source of this 1778-nucleotide messenger RNA. RefSeq names its product BTB/POZ and MATH domain-containing protein 4. NCBI's taxonomy places the organism in Eukaryota, Viridiplantae, Streptophyta, Magnoliopsida, Solanales, Solanaceae. The record is from RefSeq and is a predicted model, not a curated record. Gene Ontology annotation, molecular function: protein binding. The transcript has 4 exons. Bases 201 to 1427 code for a protein of 408 amino acids. Gene Ontology annotation, biological process: protein ubiquitination.